AUGAUGGAGUGGAGGGACAGCUUCUUGGACUUGGUGCUGAUCCCGGUCAGCUUGCUCCUUCCCAUGGUGUACCACGUCUGGCUCUGGCGCGAGGUCCGCCUCCGCCCGCUGCGCACUGCCGUCGGCAUCAACUCCGCCACCCGCCGCCUCUGGGCCAUCAACAUGAUGAAGGACAACGGGAAGAACGCGGUGACGGUGGUGCAGUCGUUGCGGAACGUGAUUAUGGGGUCGACGCUGAUGGCGACGACGGCGAUCCUCUUCUGCACGGGCAUCGCGGCGGUGCUGAGCAGCACCUACACCAUCAAGAAGCCGCUCAGCGACACCGUCUUCGGCUCUCACGGCGAGUACAUGAUGGCGCUCAAGUACGUCGCGCUGCUGCUCCUCUUCCUCUUCGCCUUCCUCUGCCAUUCCCUCGGCAUCUGCUUCCUCAACCAGGCCAACUUCCUCAUCAACACCUCCGGCUCCCUCUUCGCCGCCGACGCCGACGCAGAGUCCGGCAGCCUCGGCCUGCCGUCCGACUACAUCAACGAGAUCCUGGAGCGCGGGUUCACCCUCAACUUCGUCGGCAACCGGCUGUUCUACGCCGGGGUGCCCCUCCUCCUCUGGAUCUUCGGCCCGCUACUGGCCUUCUUGUCCUCCACGGUCAUGAUCCCGAUACUCUACUAUCUCGACAUCGUGAAUCUCAGAGGAGGCAGCGGCUGCGUCAAUGGGAAAUCUGCAGAGAUGAUGAAUGGGAGUGAGUGCAUGCAUGUCUCAAUCUGA
Messenger RNA from Phragmites australis (common reed), 762 nucleotides. RefSeq lists its product as uncharacterized. The record is from RefSeq and is a predicted model, not a curated record. NCBI's taxonomy places the organism in Eukaryota, Viridiplantae, Streptophyta, Magnoliopsida, Poales, Poaceae. The transcript is spliced from 2 exons. The coding region runs from base 1 to 762 and encodes 253 amino acids.